AUGACGCUUGUCGACGUCUCAUGUAGUCCCGUGUCGGAGCACAUUCGAGACGAGAGCCCCGAGAUGGCGGCCGCGGAAGAGGAGCAGAGAGCCGUUGCCGCUGCCGCCGUCGAGCCGUGCACCGGAUGCGUUCAGUUGCACAAAAAUAUCAAACAGGUGCACUUUUUGAUGAGCACAACUUGAAAACUAUGGGAAAUGAAUUGUAGAAUGUGGAGCAGAUAAUGAGCAAAAUGAGCAAGUUGGAAUCAGUGUGCGAACGGAUCGAAUCACUCGUCGCCGAGAAGGAAAAAGAGCAGAGCUCCGUGGCAGUUGGACUCCAUGAGCACAUGUCGGAGAGUGGAAGUGAAGAGAAGGUACGAAAAUAGCAAAAGAAAAGCAUGUGAUAGGGCAGAGACCGGAAACUGGACAAGAUUUAUUGAAAGGGACUGGUGUAAUUGGGAAGGCUGCACAGAGAACAUUGAUAUCUUGCCAUUCCAGUACGCUCCAUCUCCGUCUGGAAGCCGUGGCUCUCCGAAUCCAUUAAACGGAAAACUUGUGAACGGAAACGGAAACAACGGCGGCAGUCGGAAACGGAAACCAACGAAAGAUUCGGUGAACCGAGUGAAUGCUCUCGUUGAGAAUAGACUGCCGCUCGACAAUCUGCUCAAUGGACACGGCUCUCCAGCCGAGAAACUUCCGAACUCCAGACAGACCCCCGUCUCCGCCAGCUCCCCGUUCCCCGACUUCAACAAUUUCAAUGGUUUCAUUUGUACGUCCACCUUAUCCCAGAGGCUUCCGAAGCAACCUUGUCUUUCAGUUGAUCCGAUGGCAAACCCUCAGAAUAUGAUGCAGUUGUUGAACCUUGUACAGCAGCAACAACAGGCACAGCAGCAGGCUCAACAGCAGCAGCAGUCCCAGCAGAAAGCGGAAAUGCAGAAGAUUGCAAAAGCUGAAGAGCGGCAGACGGUGACGGUGAAGCAGGAGCCGGCAGAAACGAGGACGACUCCGCCGAGCCUAAACGAGCAGACGCUGCUGGAUCAGUUGGCUGCUCAGUUCAACGGGGUGCUUGCAUUCAGAAGACGUCCUCGUCUCAUCAGUGACCCAUUCCAGAACGCUCCUUCGCCGACAGUGCAGGCGGCGGCGAACGCAAGUCCGGAAGACGACUCCGGCUCGUCGAUCUCGCGUUGCUCGAAUUGUUCGACGGCGAAAACGACAGCGUGGCGACGUGAUUUGGCGGGCAAGCUGGUGUGCAACGCGUGCGGAUUGUACUACAGAUUGCAUCGGGUGAGCGUGAGCGCAUUUCACUUUUCCUCCUGAAGAACCUUGACAAUAUUCGUGGCGUCGUUUCGAAAGAUAAUUAGAAGAUUGCGGAGUGACGGACCGAUUACCUCUUCCUUAGAAUCCGUGUCUUCUAGGCCGGGCGUGGGUGGGCGAAAGGUCGUUCCGUCUAAUUAUCGAUGAAUUGGAUUGGCUGACUGACUGACUGAGUUACCCGGGCCGAUGAAGAUGCGAUGAUGGGCGGUGGCGAAUGAGUUCGAAGUGGUGAACGAACGAACGAACGAACGAAACGUUAACGAGUUAUUUAGCAGCCGCAUGAGAGGGGGAAGAAAUUAGAACGCAUUCAGAAAGGGAUCAUCGGGAGAUCAGCGGGGGAAACUUUCCGAAUUGCAGACUCAUCGGCCAGUGCACAUGCGGAAGGACUUCAUCCAGCAGCGAUUCCGCAGAAAGAUCAAAGAGGAAGAGAGCGUGAGUUCAUCCCAAUCCAACAGUCGAAUCGAUGCUUCCCAUUUCAGCCGACCACUUCGCAAUCGGCCAUGUUCAGUCAGCUGCUCGGCCUUCCCCAGAUGGCGUCGGGCAACGGAUCGGCGGCCGCUUUCUCACUGCUCGAACAGUUCAACCAACUCAAUUAG
Caenorhabditis sp. 36 PRJEB53466 is the source of this 1889-nucleotide messenger RNA. Lineage: Eukaryota; Metazoa; Nematoda; Chromadorea; Rhabditida; Rhabditidae. The record is from the annotation of a GenBank genome assembly.